AUGAUCAAGUAUCUCCCGCUUUCGCAAGAACUCCUGUAUCGGGAAGGAUCUCUGGUUGCCAGCUUCCAGCCGGGGAAUGAAGUUCUCUCAGAAUUACAGGAAUGUGUGGGUAGUUGUCGUGCUGGUGGAACGGACUGCACCCAGGCCUGUGACCGUCCCUUCCGUGGAACAACAACUUUUGUAUGCCCAAGAGGAUCGUGGCAGAAGUCGACGGAGACGUGUGCCAGUCUGGAUGUCCAAUCGCUUCUCCAGAGGAUCUCCAGGCCACGGAUUAUUCAAGGAUAUGAGGUUCAUUCCUCUUCAAGCCAUAGUUCCACAUCAGGAGCACAUGGUGGGCAGUUCUGUACCUCUGACUUCUCUUGCAUAAUGGGGGAAGUCCUCAGCGCUGAACCUGUCGCAGGAAACAUCGUCAGCAUUGUGGCGCUGCUAAGAAGCAUUUCCUCAAAUGGAUCUACAGAUGUCACCAUCGGCAAACUGAGGGACUACAGCAAGAUUGCCAGUCGCAUUCUCAACAGCUCCGUCCUUCCCAACUGGGCUUUUGUGAGCGACAAAAACACCAGUUCCGUUUUGCUGGAAUCUGUGAUUUCGUUUGCUGGGAAACUGCGGAUCGGAAAAAGCCCUCCGAACGUCUCUGAUCCUUUCAUCGCGACCAAAGGCGCCAGAAUCAGCCAAAACACUCCAGAGAAGAGCUUUGUGUUUUCCUUGAGGUUGAACGAUUCUAAGAGUCACCUCAACGGGACCGUCUCGCUCCCAAGGGAAGGACUUCGGCUCUUGUCCUCGGAUUCCCAGGCGAUCAGCGUCGCUUUGCCGACUCUUGGGCCUAUUCUCGAAAAUACCCUAUUGAGAGGGGUCUCUGUGAAUGGGAUGGUGCUGUCGGUCCUGCUGCCCAAGGAGCUUCCAGAGGUUUCCCUCACGUUUGAAAAAAUGAACAAGACGGGAAAGGCUUUGUGCGUCGGCUGGCACUCGGAGGACCGGAGAUGGGACGAAGCUGCCUGCGAACUGCUAGAAGAGAGUUUGGCCGCUGCCACCUGCCGCUGCAGACACCGGCCGGCUCUGUUCCAGUCGUUUUCAAUUCUGAUGUCCCCUGUUGGGGUCAAGCACGCCACCUUGCACUUCAUUACCUGUCUGGGCUUGGUGGUCUCCCUCUGCAGCUUGGUUGUGUGCCUGGCCAUCGAGGUGGUGGUCUGGCACCAGGUGACCCAGACCCACCUAUCCUACAUGCGCCACGUGUGCCUGGUGAACAUCGCGGCGUCCCUUCUCAUAGCGGACAUCCUGUUCAUCGUAGCGGCGCUCAUGAGCAGCAUGCCCAGGCACCAUGACGGGUGUGUGGCUGUCACGUUUUUCGUACACUUUUUCUACCUUUCCUUGUUUUUUUGGAUGCUGGCUCUGGGACUCUUGAUUCUGUAUGGACUGUUAGUCAUUUUUUGGCACCUAAGAAAGUCUACUCUGUUGGCUGUGGCUUUCGGCAUUGGUUAUGGCUGCCCCUCGGUCAUCGCGCUUCUCACGGUGGUGAUCACCGAACCGACGAAAGGCUACCUACAGGACAGCGCCUGCUGGCUGAACUGGAAAGACACCAAAGCCCUCUUGGCCUUUAUCAUACCGGCGCUCCUUAUCGUUGGCGUCAAUGUUGUGGUAGUGUUGGUUGUCAUUGCCAAAUCGGGAAGAUCUUCCGUCAGGGAUCGCCCAAAGUCACAAGACUUGGUCACGGUGAUCAGAGUGAGCAAAAAUGUUGCACUCCUGACCCCAUUGCUAGGAAUCACCUGGGGAUUUGGGCUGGCCACCGUUUACGAUACAUCUUUGGCUCUUCACAUUGUGUUUUCGCUGCUGAACGCAUUCCAGGGUUUUUUUAUCUUGCUGUUUGGGACUCUUCUGGACAGGAAGACAAGAGAAUGUUUACGGACGAAAUGCUUUCCCUCACAGGCUUCUCAUUAA
This is a messenger RNA of Euleptes europaea (tarantolino), 1932 nucleotides long. RefSeq names its product adhesion G protein-coupled receptor F4 (gene ADGRF4). Gene Ontology annotation, cellular component: membrane. Gene Ontology annotation, biological process: G protein-coupled receptor signaling pathway; cell surface receptor signaling pathway. Bases 1 to 1932 code for a protein of 643 amino acids. The record is from RefSeq and is a predicted model, not a curated record. The transcript has 8 exons. Gene Ontology annotation, molecular function: G protein-coupled receptor activity. NCBI's taxonomy places the organism in Eukaryota, Metazoa, Chordata, Lepidosauria, Squamata, Sphaerodactylidae.